Molecule: messenger RNA, 1626 nt
Organism: Pleurotus ostreatus (oyster mushroom)
Lineage: Eukaryota; Fungi; Basidiomycota; Agaricomycetes; Agaricales; Pleurotaceae
Exons: 14
Coding region: 1-1626 (541 amino acids)
Molecular function (GO): oxidoreductase activity, acting on paired donors, with incorporation or reduction of molecular oxygen; iron ion binding; monooxygenase activity
Source: RefSeq, a predicted model, not a curated record
AUGUCUUAUCGUCUGCUAGCAGCUGGGGUUGUCUUGGUCGCUCUGCUGAAAGCGAUAUAUCAUCGUCUUACCCGUAUCUCUGUCCGCCAUGUACCUGGUCCCCCAUCUCCGUCUUUCUUUAUUGGUAAUAUGCGAGAAUUUCACCAAAGACCUGUAGCCGAAGCGGACUUCGAAUGGCAAGCAAAAUACGGCGACAUAGUCAGGUUUAAAGCGGCAUUCGGGGAAGAUCGUAUCCUCGUUAUGGACCCCAAAGCCUUGCAAUAUAUUUAUCAGACGUCUGGAUACAACUUUCGGAAACCAGCAGAAAUAAACGAGUUAUCGCGGAUCAUCGCUGGAAAUGGAAUUCUUUCUGCUGAGUUGGAUGUUCAUAAGAGACACCGAAAGGUCCUACUUCCCGGAUUUGGUGCCCCGGAAUGCCGAGCGUUUUGGCCAAUAUUCUGUUAUCAUGCCACUCAGUUGAGCUCCAAAUGGAAGGACAUUAUAAGCACUUCCUUAAACGAAGAAGCAGUUGUGGAUGUUCCGCGAUGGUCUUCUCGUGUCAUGUUAGAUGCUAUCGGAGAAGCUGCGUUUGACUACCGGUUCGGGGCAAUGGAUGAUGAUGAAACGCCUCUCAGCAAGGCAUACUCUAGGCUUGUAUCGGAGACAUUCGGCGCUUUACCCGAUGCUGCAAUAUUCACGCAGAACCUAUGGGCGUACAUACCUUCAGAGUGGCUACAUAUUAUUUCCAGCUAUACUCCUGGCAUGGACUUCACGCUUGCGCGACACACAGAAAAGAUCGCGACGGAUGUGGCCAAGGAGCUUGUGGAAAUAAAGACAAGGGAGCUGCUUCAAGGGGGGAUGAACCGGGAUGUUAUGAGCUUGCUCGUCAAGGCCAAUACAACGGAGAAUGAUAGCGCGAAGUUGGAUGAGGAUGAACUCUUGGCCCAGAUGAGGACCAUCAUGUUGGCGGGACACGAGACCACGGCGAACACCGUCAAUUGGGCCCUUCUUGAGUUGGCCCGACACUCCGAAAUACAGCAACGCCUCCGCCAUGAAAUAUGGGCCAAGCAAACAGACCUCGGACAUGAAAUUGGUGUUGGGGACCUCGAUUCGAUGCCGUAUUUGCAGGCUGUGAUUAAGGAAACUCUGCGCUAUCACCCUGUGUUGCCUGUGACCCACCGUGAUGCCGGCCGUGAUGACGUUCUACCUCUUUCGAAACCUAUCCGUUUGACAACCGGCAAAGUCCUGCAUGAAUUACCCAUCCCCAAAGGCCAGAAGCUUACGCUGUCCAUUGCUGGGUACAAUAGGAACAAGGAUAUUUUCGGCGAAGAUGCGCACGUAUUCAACCCAGAUCGCUGGUUAUCUGGCUCCCCCAAGAAUUCUGUCAAUGUAGGUGUAUACUCUAACCUGCUCACGUUUGCUGGUGGCCUCCGCAGUUGCAUUGGCUUUCGCUUCGCAUUACUUGAGUUCCAGGCAUUCAUGAUUGAGCUCGUUGGGACGUAUGAGUUUUCUUUGACACAAGAAGCUGAGAAUAUUCGGCGAGAACCGUGCGGCACUAUGACUCCCUUCAUCGAAGGCCAAAGCGGUAGGGAGGCCCAUCUUCCGCUCAGGAUCAAGUUUGCUUCCAAAAGUGCCGAGCGCUUGUAG